GACUUAUGUCAGAACAUUCAAAACAAGUCCAAAGAAAUAUCUUAAAACAAACUAUGUUUUCUGUCGCCAAUUUCAUCACAGUGAAUAUUCGGUCAUAAGUUUUAACAAAAAGUAAAAUGCAGUAAAAAGGAACUAGUUGUAUACAUCGUUAAUGUUUACAAAUAGAAUUCUAAUCCACUAAACGAAACUAAUUUCAAAUUUUGUUCAAAUUGAUAUAAAUUUCAAAAUAAACUUAGAAACUAUCUCACACCAUGUGUGAUUGGAAAAUGCGGCGGGAAGAAGUCGCAAGACUAAUUUCUUUAUACAGAGAAAGUAAAUGUUUAUGGGAUUACAGGAGCAGCGAAUAUAAGCGCACUGACUUAAAGAGGGAAUCUUGGCAGAAUUUAUCAGACAUUUUUGGCAGACCAGUUGACGAAAUCAAAAAGAAAGUUAAACACUUGCGUUCCUCUUAUGUUAGCGAAAAGAAAAAAUGUGAUGAAUACUUUGGAGUCUUACCAUCAUACCGGCCCAAUCUAUUUUAUUAUGAUGAUAUGACUUUCUUAGAUCCUAUAAUAGUCUUGAGGAAAAUGCCAAAAUUUGAAAAAUUUGAAAACGCAGAUUCAUUAAUUGAAUUUAGCGAACAACCCAUAGAAAACACUAUUAGCGAACAGUAUGUAACUGAAGAAGUUGUAGUGUCUCCCCCGCGUUUAUCUCCUCAAAGGCCGGUUGAGUCACAACAGAAACCAAUAAAAAAACAUAAGCGGCUAGCUCCGUACUAUACAAAGUUAAAUGCUGCAGUUAACACACUUGCUGAGGCCACAAAAUCCACCUCUGAGGAUUCGAUAUACACAUCGUUUGGAAGAACGAUAGCACUGCAGUUAGGUCAGCUAUCGCCACUGGAAGCAACCGCUGCCAUGUCCGAUAUACAUCAGAUUUUAUCGAAAAAUGUUAUAAAGUCAAUGAUGUCCAAAAGCAGAGGGAUGUCUAGCGGGGGAAUCAGAAGAGAUAGUGGGGUGAUAGGGCAACCAGAAACAAAAUUUUCUGAUUUAAUAGAGACUGUGGAACACGAAUUGGAGGAAGACGAUGAAACAGCUGAGUUUGAUGAGUCUUUAUAAAAGAAUUUAUGUUUUUUAAGAUUAAACUGUUAAAUUAAAACAAAAUCUAAUAUUAUGUUUA
Molecule: messenger RNA, 1155 nt
Organism: Episyrphus balteatus (marmalade hoverfly)
Lineage: Eukaryota; Metazoa; Arthropoda; Insecta; Diptera; Syrphidae
Exons: 2
Coding region: 252-1094 (280 amino acids)
Source: RefSeq, a predicted model, not a curated record